AAUUUGAUACUUAACCUCAAAUGUUUCUAUAUAACAGCAGUUUAGUACAUAUAAUACUUUUUAGUUUAGAACUUAUAAAAAGUGGCAUCUAUUGUAAUUAUAAUGCAAUAAAUUUUAUAAAACAUUAGCAAAUUUUAUAUUUUCAAUUAAUUUCAUUAAGAACCUGAAAAUAUGUUGCAAGUAAAUGAGAGUCAAAUAUCUGCAAUUGGUCGUGUCUUAAAUGACCAAAAUCGACCAUUAAAAGAAAGAUUUCGUGCUUUAUUUACGUUAAAAAAUAUCGGUGGAGCUAAAGCUAUUCAAGAAAUUCAUAAUUGCUUUAAUGAUGAAUCAGCUUUAUUAAAGCACGAACUUGCAUAUUGUCUUGGUCAAAUGCAAGAUUCCCGUGCUAUACCAAUUCUUAUAGAAAUAUUAAAAGACGUUACACAAGAACCAAUGGUCCGUCAUGAAGCAGGCGAAGCUUUAGGUGCAAUUGGAGAUCCUACUGUAAUACCAAUAUUAGAAGAAUACAGUAAAGAUUGUGUAUCAGAGGUUGCAGAAACAUGUGAAUUAGCGUUAUGCAGAUUGCAAUGGUUAAAAUUAAAUAGCCAUUCAACAAAUUUGCAAAAAAGUCUUUAUAUGUCCGUGGACCCAGCACCACCAGCAGAUAUUGAUGACGUUAAGAAGUUAAAAGAGAUUCUUUUAAAUGAAAAUGUUUCUUUGUUUGAAAGAUACAGAGCCAUGUUCUCUUUGAGAAAUAUAUGUACUCCAGACAGUAUUCUUGCUCUUAGCGAAGGUUUAAAAGCAGGUAGUGCUUUGUUCAAACAUGAGAUAGCUUUUGUUCUUGGACAACUUCAGAAAGAGAUUGCUGUCCCACAUCUAGAAGCUUCUUUAAAGGACACAGAAGAAAAUGAAAUGGUAUUUAAACGACAGUAAGAGAGUUGUACGAGAAAGUUGUGUAAUUGCAUUAGACAUGUGCGAGUAUGAGAAUAGUACAGAAUUUCAAUAUGCAGAUACGUUAGGGAAAGUUGCUGCCUAAAAUUGCAUUUUUACACAUCUAUACUUAUAAAUACAAUGUUAAUGUAAUAAAUUGUGACUAAAAUAAAAUUAUUCAAUGUAGAAAUUGCUAAAUGUUGUAAUUUAUUAUAAGCAAUUAUUGUAUUAAUUUUUAAUGAUUGUAGUUUACCUUCAUUAUCAAAUGAAACCAGCGAAGGACAUGCAAAUUUUCGAUUGAAUCGUGUUCUCGUUUGUUCAAA
Bombus impatiens (common eastern bumble bee) is the source of this 1232-nucleotide messenger RNA. It is a transcript of the gene nero, whose product is annotated as deoxyhypusine hydroxylase. Gene Ontology annotation, biological process: peptidyl-hypusine biosynthetic process. The record is from RefSeq and is a predicted model, not a curated record. NCBI's taxonomy places the organism in Eukaryota, Metazoa, Arthropoda, Insecta, Hymenoptera, Apidae. The coding region runs from base 172 to 912 and encodes 246 amino acids. Gene Ontology annotation, molecular function: deoxyhypusine monooxygenase activity. The transcript has 4 exons.